GCCAAGCGACUAUUUAUUCGCUGAGCUAAGUCAGCGCUACUCAUUUGUCCUGCGGUGUUCAGCGAAAAUAUGUUGCGAUUGGUGGUUUUGGUGGCAUUAGCUGGGCUCUGCAGGGCCGACCUGCCCAUUGACUGCCGCUUCUCUGACGCGGUUGGCACUUGGAUCGUGUCUGAGUCGGCGAGAACUGGAGAUCCUUCUCUGGACUGCAGCGGCGAGCUUGGUGAAGUGGUCCACCAAAAACAGUUUACUCUCACCUACCCAAACCUGGUCACCGACGAGCUCGGCAACACAGGAACGUGGACGCUCGUCUACAACCAAGGGUUUGAGCACGGCACUUUCUGUAUAGCACGCCGUGUCUUAGGCAACAAGACCGGGUCUCGGGUAACAAGGCACCGUGUCUUAGGCAACAAGGCCGGGUCUCGGGUAACAAGGCGCCGUGUCUUAGGCAACAAGGCCGGGUCUCGGGUAACAAGGCACCGUGUCUUAGGCAACAAGGCCGGGUCUCGGGAAACAAGGCGCCGUGUCUUAGACAAGAAGGCUGGGUCUCAGGUAACAAGGCGCCGUGUCUUAGGCAACAAGGCCGGGUCUCAGCAAGAUGCACAUAAGCCCCGUCACUUGGUCGAGGAAGAACUUCCUGGAUUGGAUGAACCAUACAAAAAUGAUCUUGAAAUGAUCGAGAGGAUAAAUUCUGCUCAGAACUUCUGGACGGCAAAAGCUUACCCUCAACAUGAACAGUACACUAAGCGAGAAAUGCUGCGUCGCGGAGGCUCACGCAAGUUCCGUUUGCCCGCCCCUGGCAAGGCAACCGCGGAGCAGAAGGCGAGAGCCGCGUUGUUGCCAACGAGCUUCGACUGGCGGGACGUCGAUGGCGUUAAUUACGUUACGCCUGUGCGGGACCAGGCAUCCUGCGGCUCUUGCUACAUCUUUGCGUCGGCUGCCAUGCUUGAGUCCAGGCUCAGGAUAAAGACCAACUUCUCGCGGUCUGACAUUUUGAGUACCCAGGACGUGGUGUCGUGCUCGCGCAUCUCCGAGGGCUGCGCUGGGGGCUUCCCUUACCUCAUCGCUGGACGGUACGCGCAGGAUCAGGGCUUCGUAGCGGAGGAGUGUAACCCAUACCUGGGCGAGGACACUGCCACGUGCGGCACGGACGUCUCGUGUGGCCGUACCUACGUGAGCGACUACAAGUACCUCGGAGGAUACUACGGUGGCUGCACGGAGGAGGAGAUGCUGGAGAACCUCCUCACUGAAGGCCCUUUGGCCGUCGGCUUCGAGGUCACCGCCGACUUCUACCUUUACAGUGAAGGCAUCUACGUACACGGCGUCGGUAACGUCAAGGCUGACUUCGACCCGUUCAUAGUGGUGAACCACGCGGUGUUGGUGGUGGGUUACGGCGUGGACGAGGCGUCGGGGAUGAAGUAUUGGAUCGUGAAGAACUCGUGGGGGCAAGACUGGGGCGAGCAAGGAUACUUCAGGAUACGGCGCGGCACCAACGAGGUCGGCAUCGAGAGUCUGUGCGUGUCGGCGACAGUGAUUCCUUGAGAACAUCACACGGCUGCGCGACGCUUCGUUCACCUCCAGUUGAUUUUUCUGGAAAAAUUUGAUGAAUUAUC
This is a messenger RNA of Hyalella azteca, 1610 nucleotides long. Its product is annotated as dipeptidyl peptidase 1-like. Lineage: Eukaryota; Metazoa; Arthropoda; Malacostraca; Amphipoda; Hyalellidae. The coding region runs from base 70 to 1539 and encodes 489 amino acids. The transcript has 8 exons. The record is from RefSeq and is a predicted model, not a curated record. Gene Ontology annotation, cellular component: lysosome. Gene Ontology annotation, molecular function: cysteine-type endopeptidase activity.